GCGGCUGUAAUGGCAGCAGAUCUAGAUGUCAUCAAUUUGUUUAUCAUUGCUGGAGCCACACUAGCCAUCCCCAUCAUGGCUUUUGCUGCUUCUUUCCUUUUUUGGCCUUCAACGCUCAUUAAAGUUUAUUAUUGGUACUGGAGGAGAACUCUGGGUUUGCAGGUGCGGUUUGCAGACUGUGGUGGAUAUCGCUUCUGUUACUCAUAUAGAGGAAAGCCUGGAAUGAGACCAAGUAUUUUAAUGUUGCAUGGUCUGUCUGCGCAUAAGGACUCGUGGCUUACUGUUGUCAAGUAUCUUCCAAAGCAUCUGCACAUAGUGUGUGUAGAUAUGCCAGGCCACGAAGGCACAACUCGAACCAACGCAGAUGACUACUCAAUUGAGGGGCAGGCCAGAAGAAUUCAUCAGUUUGUGGAAGCCAUUCGUUUGAACAGGAAACCUUUUCACAUUGUUGGAACCUCAAUGGGGGGAAAUAUUGCAGGAGUUUUUGCAGCAUUUUAUCCUACAGAAAUAUGCAGCAUGACCCUAAUAUGCCCAGAUGGAAUAAGACACCUUUGUGAAACCAAAUUUGACAAUCAUCUGCAGGACCUGGAGCACAGUAAUUUCACACUAAACAUCCCACUCAUCCCAACUACACCAGAAGAGAUGGAAGACAUGUUCAAACUUUGUUCCCAUGUUCGUUUUAAAAUACCACAACAGAUUCUGCAAGGAUUAGUAGAUGUCCAAGAGCCCCAUAAUGAAUUUUACCAAGAAGUUUUUAUGGAGAUAGUUGGUGAAAAAUCAAGAUAUGCCUUACAAGAAAACUUGCAUCUGAUCACAGCACCCUUGCAAGUUAUAUGGGGAAAACAAGACCAGGUGGUGGACGUGUCUGGAGCCACAGUGAUAAAAGAAAUAUUGCCUGGAUGCAGAAUAGACUUACUGGACAACUGUGGACACUCAGUGGUGAUGGAGAGACCUUCUAGGACAGCCAAGCUCAUUCUGGAGUUUAUCAUCCAACAACAAGACGCCAGAGGGGGCACUAAGAAGUCGUCCUAAAAGAAAUAGAACACACAAACUUGAAAAA
This is a messenger RNA of Boleophthalmus pectinirostris (great blue-spotted mudskipper), 1060 nucleotides long. It is a transcript of the gene abhd6b, whose product is annotated as abhydrolase domain containing 6, acylglycerol lipase b. NCBI's taxonomy places the organism in Eukaryota, Metazoa, Chordata, Actinopteri, Gobiiformes, Gobiidae. The transcript has 8 exons. The record is from RefSeq and is a predicted model, not a curated record. The coding region runs from base 10 to 1032 and encodes 340 amino acids.